Molecule: messenger RNA, 378 nt
Organism: Adineta ricciae
Lineage: Eukaryota; Metazoa; Rotifera; Eurotatoria; Adinetida; Adinetidae
Source: the annotation of a GenBank genome assembly
AUGGAUAGCAAACAGUGUACUCAAGAUGUCUCAAUAGCACACAGAGAUGCUGAUGAAAAACAAACGAACGAAAUGAAAAAUGAAAAGAAAGCGUCGUCUCCUGAGGAUAAUCUCGCACAAAAAGGACUGAAAACCAGCAGUAUAAAGUUCUUAUUCCAAUGUCUGACACUCAUGGAUAUAUUCUACGUCAUCAUGGCGAUUAUUGCUUCUGGGUUUAUUCGUCGCUCGAUUAAUUUCACUUCUCUCUCCGAAGAAUAUUGUCCGCCGGGAAUCGAAUUAACUUCUACUAAUUAUUAUACCGUGCUUUCAUCUUGUAAUUUUACUGAUACUAAUCACGAUCUUCGGCAUCAGACACAGCGGCAAAUUAAUUUUAUAUAG